This is a messenger RNA of Cynocephalus volans (Philippine flying lemur), 3912 nucleotides long. RefSeq names its product zinc finger protein 420-like. The record is from RefSeq and is a predicted model, not a curated record. Gene Ontology annotation, molecular function: DNA-binding transcription repressor activity, RNA polymerase II-specific; RNA polymerase II cis-regulatory region sequence-specific DNA binding. Bases 113 to 2989 code for a protein of 958 amino acids. Gene Ontology annotation, biological process: regulation of transcription by RNA polymerase II. NCBI's taxonomy places the organism in Eukaryota, Metazoa, Chordata, Mammalia, Dermoptera, Cynocephalidae. Gene Ontology annotation, cellular component: nucleoplasm. The transcript is spliced from 5 exons.
GCUUCCGGGCUUUGCCGCUGUCUCCAGCUGCUCCUCUGAUUCCUGGGUUGGGUUGUGCUUCCCUGAAGCUAAGCUGCCAGAGUGCCAUAUACAUCUCCAAGAGUAAGAAAAGAUGAAUAAAUCUCCGGGGUUGGUGUCAUUUGAGGAUGUGGCUGUGGACUUCACCUGGGAGGAGUGGCAGGACUUGAAUGAUGCUCAGAGGACUUUGUACAGGGAUGUGAUGCUGGAGACCUACAGCAGCCUGGUGUCAUUGGGGCGCUGCAUUAGUAAACCUGAGGUGAUCCUCAAGUUGGAGAAAGGAGCAGAGCCAUGGAUGAUAGAAGAACACCCAAACCAGAGCCUCCCAGAUGUCCAGAUAGUCAAUGACCUAAUUGAGAGGAGCCAAGAAAGUCAUGGUAGAUACUUGUGGCAAGGUGUAAUCAUCAAUGGCAACCAAUCAACUGAGGAUAGAGUGGAGUUAGGAAAAUCAUUUAAUGUGAGUUCAAAGCAUAUUUUAAAUUUGGUUAUAAAUAAUAGAAAAUAUUCAGGAGUGGGACAUGAGGAGAGUGACAAAUGUGAGAAUGCACUUCCUCCAGAGACUGAUGCCAUGCAUGCUGGAGAGAAACCUGAUGUGCAUAAUAUAUUUGAGAAAUCACAGAGACAUCAUGAGCAUCUUAGUCAGCAUCCCAAUAUUCCAACUGGGCAACUUUUUGAAUAUAGUGGAAAAGGAAAAUUCUCCAACACAGUGCCAAUAAUAUUUAUAUAUAAGAAGAUUCAUAUGGGUGAGACCACCUGUAAAUAUAGUGAAUAUGGGAAAGCCUGUAAUAAGUCAGCUGUCACUGCUCAAGAGAUAACUCAAGUAGGGAAGAAAAAUUUUCAAUGUGAUGUUUCCUGGAAAAUGUUCUAUAAAAAAGCUAAACUUACUCAACAUCAGAUUAUACACACAGGGGAGAAACAUGGUAAACACAGUGAAUGUCAGAAAUCUUUUAUUAAGAAAUCAUACCUUAUCUCAUAUCAGGGAACAUCUACAGGGAAGAAGCUUUAUCCAUGCCAUGAGCCGAAGUUUUUCCAUCAGAAGUCAGACCUUACUGUGCAUCACAAAAUUCACACAGGGGAAAUGUCCUAUGGAUUUAUUAAGUGUGGCAAAAACUUUCAUGAGAAUUCUCACACAAGUGAGAAAUCAUCUGAGUGUAAUGAAUGUGGAAAAUCUUUCAACCGUAAUUCUGCCCUUACCGUAUAUCAGAGAAUUCACAUGAGUGAGAAUCCAUAUGAAUGUGAAAAAAGUCGAAUUUUCUACAGUAAGCCAAAACUCAACAAACAUGAGAGAUUUCACAUUGGUGAGAAACCCUUUGACUGUAUCACAUGUGAAAAAACCUUUCACCAGAAUUCUAACUUCAGCAAGCAUAAGGGAAUUUAUACAGAACAUGGAAAAGACUUAAACCAAAAGUCAAACCUGAAGAGACGCCAGAGAAUUAACACACAUGAGUACCCAUAUGAAUGUAAAGAAUGUGGGAAAGCUUUUAACCAAAAGUCAGCCUUCACCAUGCACCAGAGAAUUCACCCAGGUGAGAAGCCCUACAAAUGUAAUGAAUGUCAAAAAAGAUUUAACAACAAGUCAUCCUUCAGGAUGCAUAAGAGUACUCACAGAGAAAAAAAACCUUAUCAGUGUAAAGAAUGUGGAAAUGAUUUUAACCAAAUGUUGGUUCUCAGCAUGCAUCAGAGAAUUCACACAGGUGUGAAACCAUAUGAAUGUAAAGAAUGUGGAAAAGCUUUUAACCAAAAGCCAGCCCUAAGUAGGCAUCAGAGAAUUCACACAGGUGAGAAACCAUACGAAUGUGAAGAAUGUGGAAAAGCUUUUAAACAAAAGUCAAUUCUCAGCAUGCACCAGAGAAUACACACAGGUGAGAAACCAUAUGAAUGUAAAGAAUGUGGAAAAGCUUUUAACCAAAAGUCAAACCUCCGCAUGCAUCAGAGAAUUCACACAGGUGAGAAGCCAUAUGAAUGUAAAGAAUGUGGGAAAGCUUUUAACCGAAAUUCAGACCUCCGCACACAUCAGAGAAUUCACACAGGUGAGAAACCAUAUGAAUGUAAAGAAUGUGGGAAAGCUUUUAACCGAAAGUCAUACCUCAGCAGGCAUCAGACAGUUCACACAGGUGAGAAACCAUAUGAAUGUAAAGACUGUGGAAAAUCUUUUAACCGAAAGUCAGAUCUCAACAGCCAUCAGACAAUUCACACAGGUGUGAAACCAUAUGCAUGUAAAGAAUGUGGAAAAACUUUUAACCAAAAGUCGAUUCUCAGCAUGCAUCAGAGAAUACACACAGGUGAGAAACCAUAUGAAUGUAAAGAAUGUGGAAAAGCUAUUAACCAAAAGUCAGACCUCACCAGGCAUCAGAGAAUUCAUGCAGGUGAGAAACCAUAUGAAUGUGAAGAAUGUGGAAAAUCUUUUAAGCGAAAGUCAGACCUCAGCAGCCAUCAGACAGUUCACACAGGUGAGAAACCAUAUGCAUGUAAAGAAUGUGGAAAAGCUUUUAACCAAAAGUCAAACCUCAACAUGCAUCAGAGAAUACACACAGGUGAGAAACCAUAUGAAUGUCAAGAAUGUGGGAAAGCUUUUAACCGAAAUUCAGACCUCUGCAUGCAUCAGAGAAUUCACACAGGUGAGAAACCAUAUGAAUGUAAAGAAUGUGGAAAAGCUUUCAACCAAAAAUCACACCUCAGCAGGCAUCAGAGAAUUCACACAGGUGAGAAACCAUAUGAAUGUAAAGAAUGUGGGAAAGCUUUUAUCCGAAAUUCAGACCUCUGCAUGCAUCAGAGAAUUCACACAGGUGAGAAACCAUAUGAAUGUAAAGAAUGUGGAAAAGCUUUCAACCGAAAGUCACACCUUAGCAUGCAUCAGAGAAUUCAUACAGGUGAGAAACCAUAUGAAUGUAAAGAAUGUGGAAAAUCUUUCAACCGAAAGUCAAACCUCUGUGUGCAUCAGAGAAUUCACACCGGUGAAAAGCCCCAUUAAUGUAAUGAAUGUGGAAAACUUUUUUAUACAAAGUCACAGUUUAGAAGACAUCAGGAUACUCACACAGGAGAAAAAUUAUUAAUGUACUAUGACAAGACUUUUAUUGGAACUCCCCCUAACGGACAGGGAAGAAUUCACCCAAAGAGAAAUCUCAGUGAAUGUAAUUUGUAUGAGAAAAGAUUUUGCAAGAGGUCAUACCUCAAGGCAUCAGAGAACUUAUAUCGAGAAGAAGACGUAAAUAUACAAUUGUCCUCAGGUAUUGAAGAUUGUUUUCAGGAUCCACUAUUGAUACAAAAAUCGCUGAUGCUCAAGUCCCUUCUAUAAAUGGUGUAGUAUUUGUGUAUUACCAAUUCACUUCCUGCUAUGUACUUUACAUCUUGUGUAGAUUACUUAUAACACUGGAUAUUCUGUGAAUACUAUGUAGAUAGUUGUUAAACUGUGUUGUUUUUCAGUUGUAGAAUUGUUUCUUUUUUUAACGUUUUUAUUUAUUUUUGAUGAUUUUUGAUAAGUAGUUGGCUGAAUCAUCAGAUGUGUAACCCUCAAAUUCAGAAGAAGGACCAUAAUGAGUGUGAAAAAAUCUUUUCUCCAAAGUUUCAAGGCUGGCUAUUGCUAUAGCAUUGUUGCUUUUAGUAUUGUGCUCAUAAUACCAAGGGUCCCUAUACUAGCCACUCACCAAAAAAUGAAUAAAAAAGGAAUCACAUCAUAGCAGGCAUUGAAGAUUUUCCACAAGGGAGAAAUUCUGUAUGGGUUAGACUGACUGUUUUUUAAAUAAAAUCACUCUUUUGUAUGCAUAGCCUGCUAUCUGAGCACUUCAUGACUGGGUGGAUGACCAUGUAAUUUAACUCUGUUCAGGGGUACAUUGAUAUGAGUGAUGAACAUUAUUUCCAGUUCAGGCACCAAAAUAAAAAAAAUUUUUCCAUGCA